ACCCCGCUAGACGACGGCCGGCUAGUCCUCGAGUAGGACGCACGCUCUCCUCAAAGCAUCGACCCUUACAUACGACGACACUUAUUUUGGGAGAAAGAGAGACGGAGAGAGAAAGAGAAAGAGAGAGAGAGAGAGAGAGAGAAACAGAUAGAGAGAGAGAGAGAGAGAAGGGAGGAGGGAGAAGAGAGAAAAGUAUAGAUCGCGAUCGAUCCAACGGCAAGACUUCUUUCGAAAAGUUCGAUCGACCAGUAUCGACACAGACACACGCUCUUAAAUAUCUCAUAAUCGAAGUAAGUGAUAUAUUUGAAAUCUGUAUAUAUUUGAAAUAAAAGUGCUAUCCUUCGAGUUUUGAACGUCAAGAAAGAAAUUAAUAAUUCGUUCGCACGUGAAACAACAACGAGGGAUAAUUCGUUGGAGAAGAAUUAUUAUUUAUUUCUGUAGGAUGAUCGAUAAGGUUUUCCGUUUUCUUUUUUGUGUGCGGUGAAAAUAAGAAAGAAGAAGAAGAAGAAGUAGAAGAAGGAAGAGAGAAAGAGAAGAAGGGAAGAGAAAUACGUCGCGAUCAACGAUGGACCGUGUCAACGUGCUAUCCUUCAUGGAAACGUCGUCGCGACAUACGCUUUGAUUUGAUUUUAUAUAACGUAAAAGAAGAAAAAAGGAAAGAAGAAACGAAGUCGAGAACGAAGUUAGUAUAGUGAUUUAUACGUAUAGUGACUAUAUAUAUAUGUAUAUACAUAUAUAUAUAUAUAUAUAUAUAUUAUCAUAAUUAAUUGACUAUGAAUGCAAAUCGUUUUGUUGCCGUUACCUUGUGACCUUGUAAAUCUUAACGAGUGAUCGACGAACGAUAUUAAUGAUACGUAUCGGACGUGAGUUUCGUAUUUAUUGAAAAAAAAAAAAAAAAAGAAAAGAAAAAGGGAAAAAGAAAAAAUACAAAGAAAAAGAAAAUGAUCGUCCCUCGUUGUACCAACGAUGCAACGUGUUCUCGCGUAAAUAGAAAGUGAAUUAUUACGUCGAUUUUUUUUUUUUGAGAAGCAACGAAAAAACAACAGGACGAUAACAAAAACGGAAGAAAAUAAAUCGUACAAGCUGACGAGGACUCGAGUGAAAUUAGUUCUUCGUCUUCGAACGGAAUUUUUGUCAAAUUUCACGAACGGCGAUGGAUUCGCAGCAGCUCGUUGAAACGAGCUCGCAAAACAGUCAGGACAUCGUCCUGCCUAAACCAACCAGCAGCACGCCACGACACAGUAUCGAUGCUAUACUCGGCCUGGCUAAUCACAAAAGGAAUCAUCAAGAAAUGGAAGACAGUACUCGCGAGUCUCAGGAGAACGCUGGUGAGAACAGCUGCAACUCAACUGGCGGUGGUAGCGACGAGGAACUUGGUGCGGGUUGCGGGGACGACAUUAACGGGAAUGGAGGAAAGAAGAAGCAUCGUCGUAACAGAACGACCUUCACCACUUACCAGCUGCACGAACUUGAGAGAGCAUUCGAAAAAUCUCACUACCCUGACGUCUAUUCCAGGGAGGAACUUGCUAUGAAAGUCAAUCUUCCUGAAGUUCGCGUUCAGGUGUGGUUUCAAAACAGACGAGCCAAGUGGCGUAGACAAGAGAAAAUGGAGGCUGCCAGGCUCGGUCUAAGCGAAUAUCAUCACGCCGCUAACAUGAGAAACGUCGGUGGAACGACUCUUGGAUUGCCAGGGGAUCCUUGGCUCGCACCACCAGGACUUUUGAGCGCGCUACCAGGAUUCCUGGCCGCACCGCACACGGGAUAUCCAAGUUAUUUAACGUCCCCGAGACGAUUGCCCUCUCCUCCUAACGUUGCCGCUGUGGCUAAUGCGGUCCCAGGAACAUUGGGAGGUGGAAUGCCAAGCAUAGGAGGGGGUAGUCAUGUUCAACCACCACCUCCGAGUCCACCGGGUCACGACCCUCGUACGACCAGCAUCCAAGCGUUAAGAAUGCGAGCCAAGGAACACGUCGAAAGCAUCACCAAGGGACUUCAAAUGGUCUGAAGUUUAACUUACGACUCGAGAAGAUAACCGAAUGUCCCAUGCACGGCUGAUGGCGAAUUCAUCCUUGCCUUUGUCGUCGAUUACGAGGAAUGGAGACUACUACGAUUGACGAUUUUAACAUCGGAAUUUUUCACUGAUCGUGCAGCUUCCAUCUUCUUGGUUCUAUUAUACGUUGACGAAUGAACUUUUUUGGAUCUUCGAGAAGGGCCCGAAAGCUCGAACAAAAUAGUUCUCCUCGUUUCGAAAGAACUAUAUCCGAGAAAUGUAAAGAAGUUAGUACCUGCUUUCGUUGCGUUCGUCGAAAAAGACCCUGACGUGAUGGUGCGCCGAUCGACGAAGUAAUUCGGAGUUAAUUCAAACGAAAAACAAAAGUAAAAAAAGCAAAGGAAAAAAAGGAAAAAGAAAUUUAUAUAUAUAUAUAUAUUUAAAUAUAUAUAUAUAUAUAUAUAUAUAUAUAUAUAUAUGUAAAAGGAAAGAGAAAAAAAUACAAACGAACAACCAAGAAAAAACAAAAAAAGAAGGAAAGCGAAAGAAGAUUACGAGUAGUGUUCUACGAUUGACAUUAUUUUCCAAGUAAUGACUUAUCUAUUCGAAUGAGACAGUCAAGUAUGUUGUAUCGUUCCCACGAUGAUGUGCAAUAUCAAUGAGAGAGAGAGAGAGGGGGGGGGGAGAGAGAGGACCUUUCGAUAGAUUUCAUUCAUACGCGUUUUAUAACUCCUAACUAUAAAUGUGAUCUUAGAAAGGUGGGUGCGUGCAUGUAAGUAUGUAAUGAAUCGAUUAGAGGGACUUUUUCGAAACGAAAGAGAAAAAAAUGAAAGAAUAGAAAAAAAAAAGAAAAGAAGAAAAAUCGUGGAAAUUACGAAAGUUUCGAAGGUACGACGGAAAAGGAGAAACUGUUGUUGUUUUUGCUGUUAUCGUUGUUUCUUUUUUUUAUUUUCUUUCUUUGUUUCCUUCUUCUUCUUCUUCUUCUUUUUGUUUUCUUCUUCUUUUUUUUUUUUUUUCUUAAAUUAUUUUUUCUCGACGGAAGGAAGAAAGAAAAGUGAAAAAAAUAUGUUUCCGUUCCCUCGCAGGAUCAUUUGAAGUCGGUGAAGUGUUUUCUGUGACAAUCAUACUUAAAACGUGUAAUACGUGUACAACGCGUGUAUCCAUGAUCAAAUGUUUAUACACGUGGGUGUGUUUGCGUGUGUGCGUGUCUGCGUACGUCCGUAUGUGUGUGUGUGUGUGUGUGUAUGU
This is a messenger RNA of Vespula pensylvanica (western yellowjacket), 3235 nucleotides long. RefSeq names its product retinal homeobox protein Rx1-like. Bases 1154 to 2002 code for a protein of 282 amino acids. The record is from RefSeq and is a predicted model, not a curated record. Gene Ontology annotation, biological process: positive regulation of transcription by RNA polymerase II. Gene Ontology annotation, molecular function: RNA polymerase II cis-regulatory region sequence-specific DNA binding; DNA-binding transcription factor activity, RNA polymerase II-specific. Lineage: Eukaryota; Metazoa; Arthropoda; Insecta; Hymenoptera; Vespidae. The transcript is spliced from 5 exons.